GCAGGGAAGCUGAAGAGGGAGAGGUCCAUCCGAGCUCAGCAGGCCGCCGCGAAGGUGGAGGCCACUGUCGCGUUCCCGUGGAUGAGCGUGCUGGAGAAGAUUGCGGUCAAGCCCGGCACCGUGGCAUUGUACCAGAGGACCCUUCGAUUGUUCUUGGAGCACUGCCAGAGACUGGGCCUAACAUGGGCCUGUCACGACGAGCUGGACGCCAUCACUGUGGGUUACAUGAAUGCGAUGUACCUGGAGGGCCACGGGGCCGACGAGGCGAGCCGGCUGCUGGCCGCGCUGGGCUACGUCUUCCCGGAGCUCAACAAGGGGGCGCGUUUAGCUUUGCCGCGCUCGACACGGUGCGCCGUCAGCUGGAGCCGACGUGCGCCAGCCCAGUCGCGCCUGCCGCUGCCGCGGCCGGCAGCGCUCGCGAUCGCGGGCGGGAUUAUCAUGCUGGGCAUCCCGAGGAUGGCGAUCCUGGUUGCGGUCUCGCACGCCUGCUACCUUCGCCCCAUCGAGGCCAUGGCCCUCCUCGGCAAGAGCAUCGUGGCUGCGGUGCCAGUGGCCGGCGCGGGGUACACCAUGAUGGGACUGGUCUUGCACGAGACCUCGCUCGGGGUGCCAGGGAAGACGGGGGCCUUCGACGACGCGGCCACGAUCGACGACCGCUGGCUGUGGGAGCCCCUGCUCGGUCUGAAGGCCGCCGGCCACGCCGAGAGCACGCUGUGGGAUUUCAGCAGCGAGCUGCACCGCGAAGUGUUCAGUGCG
This is a messenger RNA of Prorocentrum cordatum, 756 nucleotides long. The record is from the annotation of a GenBank genome assembly. Lineage: Eukaryota; Dinophyceae; Prorocentrales; Prorocentraceae.